AUGACAGCCGUCAUAUCCUCCGGGGUGAAGACGACGGGGACGGGCACAGAGGAGGUCACCGGCACCGGCAAGAGCAGGGCGCUGGCCGUGGUGGCCAUCGGGACGGUCGUCGUGGUCGGCAGCGGAAGGGUCGGGGUGGGCGGCGGCGAGGACAUGAUCGCACCGAAGCUAUUUGAUACCAAAUUGAUAUGGUUCGACGGCAUCUGCAAGUGCAAGUGGAAGAACCCGCUGACGACGAUUAUGGCGCACGUGGUGUUCCUGAAGUUGGUGUGCUACCCGGAGCUGAUCCUGUCCAUCGUGUUUAUCUGCAUGAUCAUGAUCGCAGUGUGGAACUACCCGCGGCAGCCGCGGAAACCGCCGCACAUGGUCACGGAGCUGUCAGGCUCAGAGCUCGCGCACCCGGACGAGCUGAACGAGGUGUUCGAUAGCUUGCAGUCCUCCAGGCGGCCUGACGUCGUGCAGGUGCGGUAUGAUCGACUGAGGGGGAUCGCCGGUAGGGUACAGACAGUGGUUGGCAACCUGGCUACCCAGGGGGAGCGCGCGCAGUCCCUGCUCCGCUGGCGCGACCCCAGGGUGACUCCCGUCUUCAUGACACUCUUCUUGGUGGUGGCCAUCGUACUGCACCUAACGCCGUUCCGGACGGUGGGCAUGGUUUCGAGGCAGGAGCAACCUGCGCUUCAACUUCUACAAUCGCCUGCCCUCCAAUGA
This is a messenger RNA of Aegilops tauschii subsp. strangulata, 708 nucleotides long. Lineage: Eukaryota; Viridiplantae; Streptophyta; Magnoliopsida; Poales; Poaceae. The record is from RefSeq and is a predicted model, not a curated record.